CCGCAGAGAGAUGUCUACGAAUUGAGAGUUGACUCGCUAGCUUAAUGUCACCAAAGUUAGCUAGUUAGCCUAUCAAAGUUAACUUACUUUAGCAGCCAGUAUCUAGCGUUUUUCUUUUGGUUGACUUUAUUUAAUAUAGGAAACUCGGACAACACAAGUUUGUGUGGAGACUUUGGCUGGUCUUGUGCUCGCACCAUGGCGGACAGCAGCAUGCUGACCUUAGGGACAGCUCGGAGUCUGUUGGCGGAUUCCUCUGUGUGUGAUUCCAGGAUUGUUGAAGUCACCAAUGACCACACUUUUCUGGCCGCAGCAUGUGAAGAUGGAGAAGAAAUGCUGCCUAAAGUGGAGACUCGCGUUGUCCUGGUGGGAGAAGCUGGGAGAAAUCGAGUUCUUCUUAAAGCUCUGCAGGCCAUCAGAUUGAUGGAGGUACCCGUGGUAAAGAUAAGAGAAGGUGAUACGAGUGCCCAGGAGAAAAUGAUGAUAAAAUCUAUAGUCACUAUGGACAUAAACACUCCGUUCUUAGUGACGGAGAAUGUCCGGGAGUUUGCAGACGGGGACAGUGCAGAGUUUGAGACGGUGUUUGUCCUCAUGGACUUCAACUCCUCAGACUACAGCUUUCUUCACAGGCAGGACAGCCGCAUUGUUGGGCCUCCUGUUGUCUUGCACUGUGCUGCGAAAGAAGAACCUCUGCUCUUCUCAUGCCGUCCUCUUUACUGCACUGCUAUGCUCAACCUGUCCCUGUGUCUAACAGGCUUCAGAAACAAAGACGAGAUGAAGAACUUGGUAAAUCUGGUCCAUCACAUGGGUGGAACAAUCCGGAAAGACUUCAGCACCAAGGUUACUCAUCUUGUUGCAAACUCCACCCAUGGAGAGAAGUACAGGCUGGCCGUUUGCAUGGGUACUCCCAUCCUCACUCCACUGUGGAUUCAGAAAGCAUGGGAAAGAAGAGAUGAUGUACAUUUUCAUGCAGGCCAGGAGGAGUUUCGAUCAGAAUUCAAAGUUCCUCCAUUCCAAGACUGUGUUCUGAGUUUUCUGGGUUUCUCUGAGGAAGAGAAGACCAACAUGGAGGAGAGGACUCUGAAGCAUGGUGGCAGAUAUCUGGAGGUUGGGGAUGAGCGAUGCACUCACCUGGUUGUGGAGGAAAACUCUGUCAAAGAAUUGCCAACCUCUUCCAAGAAGCUGUACGUGGUCAAACAGGAGUGGUUCUGGGGAAGCAUUCAGAUGGAUGCUCGGGCAGGUGAAUCCAUGUAUCUCUAUGAAAAGAAUGACAGCCCGGCUAUGAAGAAAGCCGUGUCGCUCCUGUCACUCACCACGCCGAACAGUAACCGUAAACGCCGCCGUCUACGGGACACUCUGGCUCAGCUCAGCAAGGAGACGGAGAUCUCCCCCUUCCCUCCACCACGCAAACGACCUUCAGCGGAGCACUCCCUGUCCAUCGGCUCCCUGCUAGACAUCUCCAACACUCCUGACACAUGCAAGGGCAUGACAGAGUCAAACAUACCUGUCCUCAAUCCAGAAGGCAGAGUAGGAGAAAGUUCUGUUAAGAGGAAUAGAAAGACGAGGAGGAAAUCCAGAAUCAGGACAGACAAGGAAGAGAGAAGGAAAGGGUCUCGCCGUAGUACAAAUAUCAGCCAACAUCCAGAGGAGCAGCAGCAGCAAGCAGACGGUGAAGAGAGUUCAACUCCGGUUCUUUCAAAGCAGUCGGCAAGGUGGCAGGUCUCCAAGGAGCUGUAUCAGACGGAAAGUAACUAUGUGGACAUCUUGAGCACUAUCCUGCAGCUUUUUAAGGAUCCAUUGGAAAAAGAGGGGCAGGUUGGGGGGGCCAUCCUCGCCCAAGAAGAGGUUAAGACCAUUUUUGGAAACAUCCCUGACAUCUAUGAGGUCCACACUAGGAUAAAGAACGACUUACAGGAGCUUCUCUCUGACUGGUCAGAAAACGGGAGCGUGGGAAACAUCUUUCUUAAAUAUUCUAAAGAACUGGUGAAAGCCUACCCUCCUUUUGUCAACUUUUUUGAAAUGAGCAAGGAGACGAUUGUUCGAUGUGAGAAACAAAAGCCACGUUUCCACGCUUUCCUGAAGAUUAACCAGGCCAAGCCGGAGUGUGGCAGACAGACUCUGGUGGAGCUGCUCAUCAGACCAGUGCAGAGACUUCCCAGUGUAGCUCUGCUGCUUAAUGAUAUAAAGAAACAUACAUCGGAUGACAACCCGGAUAAGAUCACAUUGGAGAAAGCAAUAGAUUCCCUUAAAGAAGUCAUGACUCACAUCAACGAGGACAAAAGGAAGACUGAAGGCCAGAAACAAAUCUUUGAUGUUGUGUAUGAAGUUGAUGGCUGUCCAGCAAACUUGCUUUCUUCCCACCGCAGUCUUGUACACAAAGUGGAAACGGUUGCUUUGGGGGACCAGCCAUGUGACCGUGGAGAACAAGUGACCCUCUUCCUCUUUAAUGACUGCCUUGAGAUUGCAAGAAAGAGACAUAAAGUAAUCAAUACCUUCAAGAGUCCACUGGGACAGACGAGACCACCACCUCCACUCAAACACAUAUCACUGAUGCCCCUAUCGCAGAUUCGGAGAGUCCUAGACCUACAGGACACGGAAGAGUGUGUGAAUGCGUUUGCUCUGGUGGUCCGACCCCCAACUGAACAGGAGAACUUGUUGUUCAGUUUCCAGCUGGUCGGGGAGGAAACUGUUAAAAGUGUCUGGCUGCGCACACUUUGCCGUCACGUGGCCAACACCAUCUGCAGGGCUGAUGCGGAGGAUCUUAUCCAGAUGACAGACCCAGACUCUCUACAGGUCAGCACAAAGGAUAUGGACAGCACACUGAGUAAAGCAUCCAGAGCCAUUAAGAAGACGUCUAAAAAGGUGACUCGAGCGUUUUCAUUCACCAAGACUCCAAAGCGUGCCAUCCAGAGAGCCUUCAUGGCCAGCACCACUCCUGACAAGAGAGGCCAGAGGCUGAGCUGUGAGAACCGAGUCUGCAGCAGCUCCACACUGGCUAUGUCUCGCUCUACAUCUACAUUUUCUUUGAGUGAUUCAGCAAAAUCCAGUGCCGUGGUUCAGCGCUCUAACUCUCUUGACCACCCACCCCUCAGAACCAGGGUGCCGGUCUGUAUUUGUACCCCAGCCCCAAGCCCUGGCAACAGCCCUUCUUAUCCUGCCCCUGAGAUCAUCCUCUGCUCUGGAAACCAAGAAUCCAAGCUGACCCCGGCAGCUCAGCCUCAGUCCAGCCUCUCCAUCCCCCUCACGUCCACAUUCGUAGCCCAUGAAACUUACUCUAAAUCGAUGCAUUCCCAGCCCAAGUCUGGCCAGCAUGUGUUUAGAUCUCCGUCCUCCAUUCGACUCCAGGGAAGAACUGCAGCUUCUCAUCAAGGCAAUGUCCAAACCAUGACCGUUUGUGAGCGCAGGGAUCCUGAGUACGUGGAUCCACACAAGGUCAUCAGCCAUCGCAGUGAGACGCUGCUGUAGACCACGUUCAGUUCAGGCCAAAAGUCUCGCGCGCAUCACUCGCCCUCAAUGGUCCAUCUGCCUUCCAUGUUUGAGAAGAAGUACCACACCUUCAGCCGUUCCACCACUCACCUGUUCUGAACCGCAUCACCUUGAAGCAGUGCUACCUUUUCUGUCUUGAGGUGUGACUCGUCCAGAGUCAUUAAAGGUCAUUCAUUAGAAAGUGGAAAGCCUUAGUUGGUCCAUGCCGGAUCUUUGGAUAAAUCCAGAGGAGCAUGUUUAUCUCGUGAACUCGCCGCUCCGGCGGAGUGGAGGAUGCUGAUAUUUCUCAUUAUCAGAAACUUUUCAGUAAGAGUAGGAUGAAAACAAUAUGCCAAUUGUUGGUCAUCCUGCAGCCUGAGGGAUUUUCAAUUCCCAUCAUGAAUGAUCAUGAAGCACCAACUGAAGUGGUUCGGUCCUGCUGGGACCGCCAGACCCGGCUGAGGUUUACCUGGCCUGCAAACGAUGAAGGACAUGGAUGAGUUGAUGGCUGUUGUGACUCCACUACUAUUAUUUUGAGGGGAGUUGAGGUUUACUGAUAAACAUCUUGAUCCAUUUAAAUUCUUGAAUUAUUUUCAAAUCAUUAAUUCAGUCUUUUGUUGCCCUUUUAAUUAACCCUCAUGGCAUAUUAGGCCUUUAUAUUCCUGACAUUUGUCUGUAGUAGAUUAGAAUAAAAUAUAUCCUUUUUAAUUACUUCUUCCAGUUAAAGGGUCUCUAAUGAGUGUAAACCUUUGGUGUUCUCAGCUUUUAUAAAGCUGUUUUUAGAAGUUAGACAUUUGCUUGGAGGCUUUGCUCAUCAUCCUCUCUAGAUAACUUUUACAUUUUUGUUUUAGAGGGGGUGCUGUGUAAUUGUACAAGAUUUUGUUUUCCUUUUAACUGCUAUUUAUGUUCAUUACACUUAUUUUUUAAUUGUUUGUGUUGUUUCUUAAUGUGUCUAAUUCAUUAAAUGCACUUGAACUUGCAUUCAGA
Molecule: messenger RNA, 4449 nt
Organism: Oryzias melastigma (Indian medaka)
Lineage: Eukaryota; Metazoa; Chordata; Actinopteri; Beloniformes; Adrianichthyidae
Gene: ect2
Product: epithelial cell transforming 2
Exons: 27
Coding region: 196-3462 (1088 amino acids)
Biological process (GO): nervous system development; activation of GTPase activity; regulation of cytokinesis, actomyosin contractile ring assembly
Cellular component (GO): nucleus; cell cortex
Molecular function (GO): guanyl-nucleotide exchange factor activity; GTPase activator activity
Source: RefSeq, a predicted model, not a curated record